CCUAAUUUUGUUUUCUCUUUGUUUCAACAGGCAACAAGCAGCAUCAUUUCCUUCCUUUCUCUAAAUCAAAAAAACAACAAUAAUAUUUUAAAAUUAAACACUCUUUCAAUUUUUUUUCAUGUUACUCCCCUAAUGUAACCGCCAACAUCGUCAGUAUCGUACAAGCCUCACGUAAGUCGUCAAUCAAUGCUAGAGUUAUUGGAUCUUCUCUCACGAGUAUGAUUUCAAGCGAGGAUGGUGCGGAGUUCGAUGGUGGUGAUCGAAUUUAUGGUCUGGAAAGGGAAAUCGAAGGGGCUUACCAUAGAUCUGAGGACGGCAUGGUCUUGUGCGACGAUGGUUACCCAAAAAAGGCUCCUUUGUGUGAUCGUGUAGUGUUUGAUGACACUAGAAACUGCAUGAAAAAUGAUUUGUUUUGCCUGAAAAGUUUUUUUUUUGAAUGAAUGGGAUAGGUAGUACUAUUUAGUUUGUUUUCCAGCCUCCUUGAAAUACUAAUCUCCUCCUUUGUUAUGAUUUUGGAUUCACAAUGGUUCACAGUGGUGAUUUUUUGCUAAUAGAUUUGUUUUCUCUUCAUCUUCUCAUUGUUCUGACCUUUUUUAUGAUUUUUUUUUGCAGAGAAGUUUCUGCAGCAAAGGAUUGUCUUUAUUUUUAGGCAUAAAUCUUAAAUUUGGAAGCAAUCCCUUUAAUUAAAAUAAUAAUUUUUGUUAUAUUCUAGUUCAUUCUUCAAUUAAAAGAAGAUUUUAUUUUACUUUCUACUUCACCUACUCCAGGAUAAUUUUGUAAAAAAACAUUGUUUCAAAUUUACAACAUUGGGGUUUUGUUUUUUAUGUUAUGUGAUGAUUAUUGUAUUCUCAAUUUGUUGUGUUUCCUAGAGUUACAUGACUGGACUAAUAGCACAAGAACUGUUAUUUUUUUACUAUUUGUUGACUCAGCUUAUUAAUUUAUGCCUAUUUGUCACAACACAUCUCCAAAGUUAAUAUUUUUUUCAAAAAAUUUAAUGGCAAAAACCUUUUUGUGUAAUAGAACAAUUCUUAAGGGACCAAUAUGUAACGUUUUUUAGUUAAGGGAUCAAACUGAAAUAUUAAAUUAAGUCAAGGGACUUUGGGACUAAUUAUGUCUUUCUUUUAUAUUAUGUUUUCAUACAUAAAAUUUGGUUGUGACUCUUCAAUCUUCUUUAGGUCAACUCAAUGCAAGUCUCUUGCCUCUUCAACGAUCAUCCAUGCAUUUGAUUUAAUUUGGUACUGCAUGAACCAACUCAAAUUACACAACAAAGUCAUCUCUUGGAAAGCUAUCACUUAUCUCAUUUUGGAUGCUGCUUCUUUUCCGGGGAAUCACACUAAGGUUAUUGCAAGGUACUCUUUAUAUGAUUUCUCUGUCUCCAAAGCCUUCUCUAUUCAAAUUUAUCAUCCUAAAAGACCGUCUAUCAAGGAUAUUCUCUGGGACCCUCCUCCUCUGAAUUGGGUUAAGUUUUACUCAUAUGGUGUUUCGCGUGCCAAUCCUAGUUUAACAACUUGUGGAGGGAUUUUCAAGAACCGUCAUGGGGUGGCUAUGAAGUGUUUUGCUUCUAAUUAUGAUCGACAAUAUGCUUUUUGUGUUGAGCUUCUUGGUAAUUUUUUGGCCAUUAAAAUAACUCAUAAGAGAGGUUGGAGAAAUUUGUGGUUAGAGACAGAUUUCAAGCUUGUGUCCUUGGCCUUCAAGAAUUCUUCCUCCAUCCCUUGGAGACUCAAGAAUAGAUGGUUCAACUGCCUAUCCAUUUUGAAUGACAUGAACUUUAUUGUAUCACGUAUUGUUAGAGAGGGCAACCGUUGUGCUGAUAAAUUAGCCAAUUUAGGUCUCUCUGUGGUUAAUGAUGUUUUGUUUGAUUCUUGUCCUAGCAUCAUUCUUAAUGAUUACUCUAGGAAUAUAAUUGGCUUACCAAAUUUUAGAUUUGUUUAAUUUUAGGGAAGGUUUAUUUUCUUCAUCUCCUUGUAUCUCCUUUUUUUAAUCCAUUAGGUGUUUUAUUAAAAAAAACGUUCAUCUUUUAACACAACCACAUUAGUUUAAUUUUAAAAUAAUUUCUUUUA
This is a messenger RNA of Lathyrus oleraceus (garden pea), 2060 nucleotides long. RefSeq lists its product as uncharacterized. The record is from RefSeq and is a predicted model, not a curated record. Bases 1111 to 1932 code for a protein of 273 amino acids. Gene Ontology annotation, molecular function: RNA-DNA hybrid ribonuclease activity; nucleic acid binding. The transcript has 2 exons. Lineage: Eukaryota; Viridiplantae; Streptophyta; Magnoliopsida; Fabales; Fabaceae.